AUGUCCGACACUCACGCCGGCGCUCAAGAGCCUGACAACACCAUUUCGUCCUCUUCCACAGAUGCUUCCUCUACACUACCCACCGGUUCUCACGAAAACGAGCCACACAACCCAGCAUCGUCAUCUUACCACACAACAGAUCCCCAGACCCUCAUCCAUCACAUCCACGGCGACGACACCCUCUACAACUCAAUCGACACGCCCCAACACUUUGCUUCUUCUUCCAAUGCAUCCACUUCCACCACCGUUCCCCAGCAUGCCCCACGUCCUUCCGCGUCGACAUCCACAUCCACAUUCACAUCCACAGCCGCGCGUCGUGCAGCUGGACGUGUCCAUUGGGACGGCACUUCCAACGCUGCCAGUUUGCGUCGAGGCGGUCAGCUCUCCAUUCAAUCCCGUACCGGAGGCGCUUUGACUGGUCCCACCGUGACCGUACGAGGAGGUGCCAUACCAGCUCAGCCAGACAGGUCCAAACCUCUUAGCCUCGGUUCUGUCCGCCGAAAUCAUCAUCCAGGUCCGCUCAACAUCGCACAACGCCUCACUCCCCGGAACGAGUCUAGCUCCCUUGACCUCCCACUUCAUCCACACUCCUCCACCGGCGCCGACGCCACUGACGCUGCCGCCGACUCUGACGCCCCAGUCACCUCAGCUGCUCACAUUCCUUCGCUCUCCUUGACAGGCGCCAAAGGUCUCGACGAGCAGGGUCUCGACAACCGCGCUUUCCUCGAACUUCAGCGUGAGCUUCAACGCCACGAGGCGCGCUCAGAAGAUGCUGCAAGCCAUAUCAGUUGGCAAGAUGCCCAAGCUGCCCAAGCUGCCCCAGCUGCCCAAGAUAGCCAAGGCGGUCAUCGUCUCGCCCAAGUCUUUGCCGAUCGAGAACGCGACCGUGAAGCCAGGCGUCGCCGUCAACAGCAUACCAUCCCCAACGCUGCCGCUCAAGACACGUCCGGUCUUCUGACAGACAUGAGCUUUCCUACCACCCCUGGCUCCGGCACCAGCGAGAGCAGCUACGACCCUGCCAAUGACUCGGACCUCGAGCAUCUCGAUUUCGUUCCCGGUGAGACCGACGGAAUGCCCACUCGCCUCAAGAAACGCAAUGACAACGAUGACGCCGAUCAACAGCCCAAAGGCUGGGCAAAGCUUCGCGGCCUUUUCGGCAAACCUCCCGCCGACCAAGAGGAUGAGGAGGAAAAGGGUGAGGUCGGCCAGACCGUCGAAUUCAAAAACGCCUCCUUGCACGACCAAGGCGGUCCCACCAACUGGAAGUCGGUCCCCGUCGAAACCUCCAGCGGCCUACACACAGACGAUGGUCCGCGGCGCAAACCCAACAAGUUUGAACGAGAGGCGGUGCGUCUCGUCAAACAGCACAAGCUUGCUCAGCAACGACAGGAUGCGCUUGAUCGCAUCGGUCGCUCGCACCUUCCCGACACGGGCGCCACUACCCCAGACGCAAUGGAGACCACCAUGAACCUCGAUGCUCGUCCAGUCAUGUCCGGCGGUGUCCUCGGCAAUCUCCUGCGUCUCUACGAACAGCAGCAGCGCGAAGCCAAAAGCGCUGCCACCAGUUCCAUCGCCAGCGCAAGCGAGUACAACACGGACGUCGACGGUAGGCAACUCAUUGACGAAAUCCCCCAACACGUUCAAGCCAAACUCAACUCGCCUGGCUUCCAGAGCAAAUCGGACAAGUACGAAAAGCGUCGCGGUUUGGCGCUCCACUCGAUCGCUUUGCCCAGCCCCAAGAUCACUCAGAAAUUUGCCAAGGCCGGCAACGUUGCCUUCAGCACCUCCACCAAGGUGGUUCGCGGCGUCGCCAACGAGACUGGUAUCGAUGCUGCGCUCGACGAACGCCCCAAAGCCGCAAGAAGCGAUGCAGGUGUGUUUGGUGCGCUUGUCGCCACUACAGGUAAUCUCAUUGGGGCCGUGUCGCCUCAGCAUGCCCAGCUGGGUCCCAACCCCAAGCGUCCUGGUUUCUCGCUCGAUCGCUACCUUUUGCCCGAGAUGAACGCUAAGACGCUCAAGCGAACCGCUCAGAUCGUCGCCGAUGCGGCUCCUGCUCCCUAUCGCCCCAGCAACUUUGGAUCGCCGCUGGCGUCACGCUCUCACUCGUUGCCCACCAGCCCCGACGCCGACCGUCGCGACAGCUCGACCCAGGCCAAUUCGCCUCCUGCCUCUGGCUACGUCACGCCGGGAAAGAAGCGUCCUAGCUCGAUCAUGCACUUGCCUUCACGCACCAUGACUGGCGCUAGCUCUGUCGAUGGCAGCGCACCUCGAAAGCGUCACCACCUCGGCCUUCCAGGCGCCAUGACGCGCGCCUUUACCUAUUCCAACCUGAACACGCCUGAUGUCAAUGCUGGCUUUGGCCCAGACUACUUUGGGCCCGAUGCCGAAAAGAUGCAUUCCGACUACCACAAGCAAGAGUGGCAGCGCAAGCUCAAGAAGCGAGCCAAGAACAAGAAACGCAAGGAGGAAAUCUUUAUCACCAUGCACGUUGCCGCCAUUCUGCAGCGUCAGCAAUUCAUCAUGAAGCUCGCACGUGCCUUGAUGAUGUUUGGUGCACCUACGCAUCGUAUCGAGACGCAGAUCCAGCAGACGGGUCGCGUGUUGGAGAUCAACUGUCGAUGCAUCUACUUGCCCAACCUCAUGCUUUUGGCAUUUGGCGACGACACUACGCACACGUCCGAGACCAAGUUUAUCAAGCAAACCUCUGGACUCGACUUGACCAAGUUGACCGACAUGCACACCAUCUAUUGGAACGUCAUCCACGACAAGAUUGGCGUCGAGGAGGCGUCUGCGCAGCUUGAUGAGCUCAUGAGGCGCAAGCCGCUCAUCGGGCGCAUACCCAUGGUGCUCAUCGGUGGCUUCGCCUCGGCGUUCAUCUGCGUUGGUCCGCAGGGGUUCAAUGGGAGCUUCAUUGACGCCGUCAUGGCGUUCCCGCUCGGCGCUUUCUUGGUCUACUGUCAGUCGAUCAUCACCACCGAGCUGUACAGCAACGUGUUUGAGAUCGUCUUUGCAACGCUCAACUCGUUUGUCGCUGCAGCGGUGCAGAGUACGGGUUACUUCUGCUACGCUGCCGUGGUAUCGGGAUCUAUUGUGCUCAUCCUGCCUGGGUUUAUCGUGCUCAGCGGUUCGUUGGAACUGCAGUCCAAGAACUUGAUUGCCGGCUCGGUGCGGUUGGUCUACGCGAUUAUCUACUCGCUCUUUUUGGGCUUUGGUAUUUCGAUCGGCGUUUCGUUCUGGCAGCUUUUCUCGGGCGACACCGAUACGCGAGGGUACAGCAACUGCAGCCUGCGUCACACCGACACAUGGUGGCAGUCGGAUGUGCGCGAGAUUUGGGCGCUGCUCACCGCUCCCGCCUAUUCGAUCUCGCUGUCGUUGCGCAACCAGGCCAAGGUGACGCGCAAAGAGUUUCCCGUCAUGGUGCUCAUCGCAUGCGGAGGCUGGGCUUGUAACCACUUUGCAGCGAAAGCAACGGCGCUCUCGCGGCGACAGGAUGUUACAGCAGCACUGGGAUCGCUCGCUGUGGGUAUCAUGGCCAACAUCUACGGGCGCAUCUUUGACGGUCGCAGCUUUGUCGUUUCGGUUCCCGGUAUCCUGUACCAACUGCCUUCCGGUUUGUCCAACGGAGGCGGUCUGCUCAACUUUGCCAACAAUUCAGACUCGACUUCGGCUUUCGCGUCUGGUUUCACCGUCGCGCAGAGUCUGGUCGAGGUGGCACUCGGCUUGACCGUCGGCCUAUUUGCAAGUACCGUGCUGUCCUACUUGUUGGGCGGUAGGAAGAUGAGGAAUGGUGGCGGACUGUUUAGCUUCUGA
Molecule: messenger RNA, 3810 nt
Organism: Mycosarcoma maydis (corn smut)
Lineage: Eukaryota; Fungi; Basidiomycota; Ustilaginomycetes; Ustilaginales
Exons: 1
Coding region: 1-3810 (1269 amino acids)
Biological process (GO): transmembrane transport
Molecular function (GO): transmembrane transporter activity
Source: RefSeq, a predicted model, not a curated record